UCUGUCGCAAGUUGACGACGGGGAUGGGGAUAAGUCAAUCCGAGCUUGCUUCUCCCUUUGAAACAACGUUUUUUCGCGUCAAUACAGUCUACAUUGUGGACUAAUACACCCGCGAUCCUGAAUUUUCUUUCGGAUCUGAAAUAUUCCAGCAAGCAGAGGGGUUAGAGCUACUCAGCUCUGCAGGAGCUAUCCUUUAGCUUCCUCGCCAUGUCUUCGGAUGACGAUCACCAAAGUCAACUUUCGGAGGAGAACGAGCGAAAACAUGCUUCUGAUGCCUCCGAAAGGGGAGCUAAUGACGCCUUGAACUUUGACGAUGAGCAAAUUAACGGAGACGACGACGCAGACCUUUUUGGUUCUGAAUCAGAGCCUGACGAGCACAAGCCGCGGAGACUCGAUGAUGAGGAACUGGAUUCUGGCGAUGACGAAGGUCGCUAUGACCGGCUUGGCUCCCCCAUGGAUGAGGAUGGAAUGGACUAUACGGAGUCGUUAAACGUCAUGGACCUGAGUCUCAGUCGUGUACCAGAACCAGAAUCUACAGACGGAGAGGUCUACACUUUGGCCAUACCAAAUUUCCUCGCUAUUGAGUCCGAAGACUUCAACCCAGAAACAUAUGUUGCUCCGCCCUUUAACUCAGCAUCUACAUCCCUCUGUUGGCGCUAUGAUCCAAACGAUGGUGAGAUGCUUCAAUCGAAUGCUCGGAUUGUCCGCUGGUCAGACGGUUCAUUGACCCUCCAACUUGCAUCGAAUCCAAAGGAGCAAUAUCGAAUGCCAUCUAAAAGGCUCGCUCGUUCUAACAAGGCGCGAAAAGCUACUGACUACGAUUCUGAGUUGGAUGCACACGCUUAUCUCGGCGCAGCUGCUGAAGCUUCUUCAGUGUUCCGUAUUACCUCUCACCUUACGUCGUCGCUAAGCGUCCUCCCAACAACGGUGGAAACCGACGACGCUGUCCAACGGCUCAAAGAGUCAUUGGAAGCUGCUGCGAGGGGUGCAAAAAAGAACCCGGAUGGCACUGUCACCAUGUUUGACGUCGCUGAAGACCCAGAAUUGGCCAAGAAACGUGCUGAGCUUGCAGAGCGUGAGAAAUUGCGAGCAGAUCGUAAGCGUCAGCUGGCCGCAGACCGUGAUCUUGACCGAGGAAGGCGUGUCGGUAUUUCCUAUAGAACCGGAGGAGGUGGGCUCACUGUUGCUGGAUUAGAAGGCGACGAUGAUAUGUUGACCACCAGAGCCCGUGGCGCAAAGAAACCCAAACGGAGACCUAAUCGUCGCGGGGAGAUAUAUUCCGAUGAGGAAGAUGAGUACGAUCGAAGAGGACGGACAAGGGAAGAUGAGUAUGACGAAGAUGACGGUUUCCUGGUUGGUAGCGAUGAAGAACCAGAGAUUAUGGAGGAUGAAGACGAAGAGGAAGAAGAAUUUGAAGACGGAGAUGCCGAUGCCGAAGGAGAAGUUGAUGAGGAAGCGCCACAGAAACCAUCAAAGAGAGAGCCCUCACCAAAAAGGUCACCAGUGGAGACCCUUCGGAAGAGUGCUGAACCUGAAGUUGGAUCACCGCCUGCCAGGAAGAAAAAUCGAUAUGUCGUUGAUGAUGAUGAAGAUGAUGAGUAAGGAGGGCAGAUCUUGUGCCUGGAACAACAAUAAUGCCCUCUUCGCCUCUCCUUCCUCUCUGGCCGUUGGCAGCACAACCACUGACGCCGUAUUUUGCUUCUAAUAAUAAUAUUUUAUGGGAAUUAAUAUAAAAGCGGAACCCGAAAUGAUACUUGGCCCCCAAUAAAACUCGCGUCCCACUUCCCGAGCGCUACAGAAGCGCAAAACCCCUUGACAGCCCCGCGGCAGAUCUAUGCUUGGGGGUGUCAACCGGCCUUGUACAAUAUUUUUGUUCGCCUGCAUAAUUUUUCACCCUUUACUUGGACACUACGAAACUUGGCGCAUAUCCCACGCAUGACGUCUAGACUUCGGGUAUUGUGAUCAUGCGGAAAUGGAAACCAAAAAUUAAAAUGACAAUACAAACUGUUCAACAAUGAGAUCCCCUUUGCCCUUUCCAGUUUUAUUCUAAAACCCUCUUGAAAUUCCUAAGAUAAGAGCAUUCUCUUUGCAAAUAUAUUGUGACAAGGUUCUUCGCCACAACCCUUGAUGUGUGUCAAAUCAGCAAUCUCUCAAUACUUGCAAGAAUUAUGCUUCGUUGUUUUCACUUGGCAUUGGUGGAAAAUCUGAUAACAACCCCGACAAGGAGCCUGAACCCUCAGUCCUCACCAUCCCUCCCUUUCAACGCCAGGGCAUUAUUUCCCCUCAAAGCCUUACUCCCCUACAAGCCAAGAAAUAGAUGGAAAAAGAAAAGCAAAGAACAGAGCUAGCACUCAAACCCAACUAGCAUUCUUCCUCCCUUUUCUUUUCUGGCCCCCACCCAACUCGUAGAAAGGCUAGAAGCCACCCAGUUUCAAACCCCACAUCAUGAAAUUUGUUGGAAUAACUAGUAAAAUGGAAAUAAUAAAAUCGGGCUUUGAGGUAUCAGCCAUAACAUCCCCGCGUUCUCAAGAGGGCUUUGCAUUAGCUUCGUUCGCAUCUGGAUACCACCAUAGUAGCUCCUAGUAUCCUCGAGUCCCUCGGAUGAAGAACACGCAUGUAACCCUUUUUGUUUUUCUUGCUUCGUUCCCAAGUUUUCUUAGCCAAAAACUAGGGCUAAGUUACUUAUUUUCGUUGUUACUCUCAUUUAGUUUUUAAUUGUUUUCCAUACAUACAUAUACUGGAAAGACAGCUGAAAAACAAAAGCAACUAUCACCAAGGGUCAUGCUUAUUUGAUCUAGGCAGUGGAGGAAGACCUGUAAGGAAAGAAUAAACUUUUAGCGCAGCACACAAAUCCAUGGCGAUCCGGUCAUAUAUAGUAACAAUGGGGCUUUAAAAAAAAAAAGUUUUAGCUAGAAGAAACUGCUUGGUGGUUAUUUUCACUCCAUUUCAGAACAAGUCAUGAGAUAUUUUCAUUUGCCUUUUCUUAAUCGCCUCUCAUCUUUGCUUGCGACAUAGCGGUCAAUUCAUUAAUAAUCAUACCUGCAUACAAGUCAGGCUAGCUUUGGACUAUUGAACAAGGCAAGGCAGUAGUUAUCCUCGAUGAUCCGAAUGUGCCAAACAAACCGGCAGCUCAUGUCCCUCGCGUCCCCCUUCCAACCUCUUGCCCCCCUCCCAUCCCCCCCACUAUCAAAACACAUCCCACCAGACGGGAAAGAUCAUACGACCCCAAUCCCUAUACCCCGGGAACUCCAACUUCUUCACUCCUCACAGCACAGUUUCACAGUCCCAAAGGCGCAGAACUGCCCAGAUGACAUGCGGGCACACUCCGGAUCAUGGCAUGUUCCGUCAUCGUUGGAAGUAGACGCGCAAAAUGGCUUCUCAUCGCGGGGACAUCGGGCAUUACAGAAGGGGGCUGUGCCAUACCACCGCUUCUUAGCUGUUGCUGUCGUUAUGGCGGUGGAAAGGACGCAGAGGACGACCAGGGAGAAUUUCAUGCUGGGGGGUUAUUUGGCUGGUUUAUGUUGGGUUGGUUUUGGGGCUUUUCACUUUUUUGCGUUUGGAGCUUGUUAGCAAGCUAUCCUGGUAAGGGUGUCAAAAGGAAGUCCUCGGUGUCCCAUAAAUAUUUAUUGACAGACGGUUAGAUGCAAGAUGUGGAGAUUCUUUUCGGAAUCAUCGCGGAGUUGGGCACUAGCUGCUUACACUGCAGAAUUUCUAGGCUGAUACACGCGUGCUUUUGAGAUGCCUGUUCAAAGCAGUCCGACGGAAUUCUGAGCAAUUGGGGGGAUUUUUGGUUUUUCCAAUCUAGAUAGAAAAUUAGCGCUCUGACGUCCAUAUGUCAAGUUUCGACUCGGGAAAAAGGUUGCAACCUUACAUUUGCAAGAAGCGCGUUCUCAUGACAUGUACGUAAUAAUGUACAUGUAGCUCUGUAGAUAUCUAAGAGUUGUGAUAUUCGCAGGAUUGGAGAAAGUACAUAUUCUCCCUGGGGGCCCCCUACCUCUAUCAAUGCCAUUGUGACUCCUUUCCCAUGUUUUAAUUGUGUGGAAGAACCUUGGGACGGGCGUUCAUGUGGAAUGCAUGACUGCAAGUAUUUGUUUGUUCUCUGAGAACAUUUCAACUCGAGAUGCAGCGGAAUCUUGCAGACUUGAAUUUCAGCUUCCUGCUAGAUUUUCACUAGCAGCAAAAUCACCUGGUCUGUUUUACCGUGCCCUUCUCUUGCAUACCAUUUACCCCGCAAGUGUGGAACCAAAUCGUACAUACAUACAUAGUAUAGCGGCACACAGGUUGCCUGUCUGUUGCAAACGGGCCGGUUUGACUUGUUACACUGCAUCGAAUCGAGCUGCAAAAUCAGAUUCAUAUCCCCCUGUUUAUGUGCUUCUUUUUGCAAAACCAGUUAGUCAGUUCUUCAUCCCCUCUCAACAUGCCAUGCACUAAAAGCUGCAAUACCCUUCAACCAAAGGAGGCCAAACCACCUUCGCUUUGUGCGGAUAAUCGGGCUGAAUACGUCCAGGCGUCCUCCUCCCUGAUGAUGCUUACUGGACUGAUAGGGAGGAAGGGCUCUCCUCACCCACCCCGGUUCGGAUAAGCAAGACCAGACCGAGGUUGUGAAUCUCAAUCUCAGCGUCUGAUUCGAGGAAAGACGAGCAGCAAGCUACAAUAUUUUAAACGCGACGGGACAAG
This is a messenger RNA of Blastomyces dermatitidis ER-3, 4677 nucleotides long. RefSeq lists its product as uncharacterized. Gene Ontology annotation, molecular function: RNA polymerase II C-terminal domain phosphoserine binding. The coding region runs from base 208 to 1602 and encodes 464 amino acids. Gene Ontology annotation, cellular component: nucleus; Cdc73/Paf1 complex. Gene Ontology annotation, biological process: transcription elongation by RNA polymerase II; positive regulation of transcription elongation by RNA polymerase II. The transcript has 3 exons. Lineage: Eukaryota; Fungi; Ascomycota; Eurotiomycetes; Onygenales; Ajellomycetaceae. The record is from RefSeq and is a predicted model, not a curated record.